AUGGAGGUUGAUGACGGAGCAGAGCUCUGCUUUCCACAACUCCUCAACACCUCCUGCAGGAAGCCGACACUUCCUCAGUCCGAAGUGGUAUUUCUGCACACUCUUGUAUCCUCCAUCUCUCUGCUCACUGUGGCUCUCAACCUGCUUGUCAUCAUCUCAGUCUCCCACUUCAGGCAGCUCCACACACCCACCAACAUCCUCCUCCUCUCUCUGGCUGUCUCAGACUUUCUCGUGGGCCUCCUGCUGAUGCCGGUAGAAAUCCUCCGAAAAACAUCCUGCUGGUUUCUUGGUGACCUCAUGUGUUCUCUGUAUAUUUGUGUGUCAUACAGUAUUCCCUCUGCCUCUGUAGGAAACAUGGUGCUCAUCUCACUCGACCGAUAUGUUGCUAUUUGUGACCCUCUGCAUUAUACCACCAGAAUCACUGUGAGAAGAGUUAAACUCUGUGUUUUUCUGUGUUGGUUCUGUUCUGUUUUCUACAGCAGUGUAGUUCUAAAAGAUGACCUGAUUCAACCAGGCAGGUAUAAUUCCUGCUACGGAGAUUGUGUGGUUCUAUUUGACCAUACUGCAGAUGCAAUUGACCUUGCCUUGACCUUUAUUGUUCCAGUUACUGUCAUCAUAGUUCUGUAUAUGAGAGUGUUUGUAGUGGCUGUGUCUCAGGCUCGUGCCAUGCGCUCUCACAUUACAGCUGUCACACUCCAAUGUUCAAUGUCUCUGACAGCAAAGAAAUCUGAGCUGAAAGCAGCCAGGACUCUUGGGGUUCUUGUAGUUGUGUUCCUACUAUGUUUAUUCCCAUAUUAUGGUGUGACUCUUGCAGGGGACAGCUUGCUCAAUACUUCAUCUGCAUUCCUUGGGAUCUAUCUGUUUUAUUUUAACUCGUGUCUAAACCCUGUGAUUUAUGCCAUGUUCUAUCCCUGGUUUAGAAAAUCAGUUAAACUCAUUGUUACUCUUCAGAUUCUGCAGCCUGGCUCAUGUGAGGCCAACAUACUGUAG
Molecule: messenger RNA, 990 nt
Organism: Micropterus dolomieu (smallmouth bass)
Lineage: Eukaryota; Metazoa; Chordata; Actinopteri; Centrarchiformes; Centrarchidae
Product: trace amine-associated receptor 13c-like
Exons: 2
Coding region: 1-990 (329 amino acids)
Biological process (GO): G protein-coupled receptor signaling pathway
Cellular component (GO): membrane
Molecular function (GO): trace-amine receptor activity
Source: RefSeq, a predicted model, not a curated record